Messenger RNA from Aspergillus affinis, 681 nucleotides. Its product is annotated as uS17 family ribosomal protein. Gene Ontology annotation, molecular function: structural constituent of ribosome. NCBI's taxonomy places the organism in Eukaryota, Fungi, Ascomycota, Eurotiomycetes, Eurotiales, Aspergillaceae. The transcript has a single exon. Gene Ontology annotation, biological process: translation. The coding region runs from base 1 to 681 and encodes 226 amino acids. Gene Ontology annotation, cellular component: ribosome. The record is from RefSeq and is a predicted model, not a curated record.
AUGUCUCCGAGCAAUAUCCUGAGGGUAAUGCAGCCCCUACGAUCAUCCGUCCUCAGAACAGCGACCGGCUCGUUCCCAGCCGCGCGCUCUCUCCAGUCUUCAACACCGAGUUUCAUCUCCGGGCUGGCACCAUUCCGACGAUCCAACUCUACUACUACCACCACUCCUCCUGUCGAGUCACACUCGUCGACGUCGACACCGCUAUCUACUCCCCCCUCUCUCCGCAACUAUGCCUACUCGACCAAGACGGGCACCGUCGAAUCGGUCGGCCGCAUGGACCGUACCGUCCGCGUCAGCCACCGGCACAACAGCUGGGACUCGCACCUGCAAAAGACCUUCCCUAAGGUCACAACCUUCCUGGUGUCGGAUCCGAAUAACUCGCUUCGCGAGGGUGACGUGAUUGAGUUCACCUCCGGAGCCCCGAAGAGUCGGAACGUGCGCCACGUCGUGGAGCGCAUCAUUGCCCCCUUUGGAACGAACAUCGACGAGCGGCCGCCGGUGAAGACACGCGAGGAGAGAGAAGCCGAGCGAGUGGCCAAGAGAGCGGCUAAGUGGCAGCGCCGAGAAACUAGGCGAUUGGAGCGUGGAGGUGAGGGCGUGAAGGAGCAUGUGGGCCGGGUUAGGCGGUUGGUUAACGAGAGGACUGGAGGCGGCGUUGCGGUGCAAGAGACGGUGGUUUGA